AAACUGCUCCAGCUGGAGGGAGCCGGAGCAGGAGAGGCAGCGAGCGCCGAGUGGAGAGUAGACGUUCCCAGACUAGUCAGUGGCUUCAUGGAGUUAUGCACCUCUGAUCCGCCGCCAUGGAUUGCGAUCUGCGAUCUCCUCUUUUCUUAAUACACCUUUUUAUGUCCACCUUCCUUCCUGCCCUUUGCGUCAUUUACCCCCUCAAUGAAGUUAACCUGUUAGACUCCAAAGCCAGCCAAGGGGAGUUAGGAUGGAUUUCCUACCCGUCACAUGGAUGGAGGGAAAAUUGGGAGGAGAUCAGUGGGGUGGAUGAGCACUACACUCCCAUACGAACCUUCCAGGUCUGCAAUGUGAUGGAGUACAGCCAGAACAACUGGCUUCGCACCAACUGGAUCCCUCGGCAGUCGGCGCAGAAGAUCUACGUGGAGCUGAAGUUCACUCUGAGGGACUGCAAUUCCAUCCCUUUGGUCCUGGGGACAUGCAAGGAGACCUUCAACCUUCUGUACCUGGAGACAGAUGAUGACCAGGGAAGCCAUUUUAGAGAGCAUCAGUACCUCAAGAUUGACACCAUCGCUGCUGAUGAAAGUUUUACCCAAACGGAUCUUGGGGAUCGCAUUCUCAAACUGAACAUUGAGGUGCGUGAGGUGGGGCCCUUGACCAAGAAGGGUUUCUACCUCGCGUUCCAGGACGUGGGGGCCUGUGUUGCUUUAGUUUCCGUGAGGGUUUACUUUAAAAAGUGCCCAUACACUGUGAGGAAUCUGGCUUCCUUCCCUGACACGGUGCCCAUGGACUCCCAAUCUCUGGUUGAGGUCAAAGGUUCGUGUGUGAAUCACUCCAAAGAGGAGGAACCUCCAAGAAUGUACUGCAGCACAGAGGGGGAGUGGCUUGUGCCCAUCGGGAAGUGUCUCUGUAACCAAGGAUACGAGGAGAGAAGCAGCACCUGCCAAACGUGCAGGGCGGGAUUCUACAAAUCUGGCUUCGGCAACACGGAGUGUUCAAAGUGUCCGCCUCACAGCUUCUCACACCAUGAGGGGUCGCUGCACUGCGUCUGUGAGAAAAACUACUUUCGGGCAGAAGGAGACCCCGCCUCCAUGUCCUGUACCAGACCUCCGUCAGCUCCCCGAAACGUGAUCUCCUCCAUCAACGAAACCUCCGUUAUUCUAGAGUGGAGUUGGCCUGACAACACUGGGGGACGGCGAGAUAUCACAUUCGCCGUCCUCUGUAAACGCUGCCGCAGUGUGCCUGCUGAUGGGAGCCAGCGCUGUGAGCCUUGUAGGAGCAACGUCCGCUUUGUGCCCAGAGCCACCGGACUCUACAACACCACAGUGACAGUAACAGACCUGCUGGCCCACACCAACUACACUUUUGAGAUUGAGGCGCAGAACGGCGUAUCCUCUCUGGCACCUCAGAUGAGGCAGUAUGCUGCUGUCACCAUCACUACCAACCAAGCAGCUCCUUCGGCAGUAUCAGGUAUCCGAAAAGAGAAAACAACUCGAAACAGCGUCUCCUUGGCGUGGCAGGAGCCAGAAAGACCAAACGGCAUCAUCCUCGACUAUGAGAUCAAGUAUUAUGAAAAGGAGGAGCAGGAGACCAGCUACACCAUCCUCCGUGCUCGAGGUUGUAAUGUGACCCUAGGUGGUCUGAAGCCCAACACAGCCUACCUGCUUCAGAUCAGAGCUCGCACCGCUGCCGGCUACGGAGCCAGCAGCACCACCUUCCAGUUUGAAACUAGUCCUGACUCAGCCUUUUCAAUCUCCAGUGAGAGCAGCCAGGUUGUUUUGAUUGCCAUUUCCUCCGCUGUGGCCAUCAUCCUUCUCACCGUGCUGCUCUACGUCCUGAUUGGCAGGGUUUGCUGCCGAAGUAAAUCCAAACAUCCAGAUGAGAAAAGGCUGCACUUUGGAAAUGGUCACUUGCGCCUCCCAGGGAUCAGGACAUACAUAGACCCCCACACAUAUGAGGACCCAAGCCAGGCUGUCCAUGAGUUUGCCAAGGAGCUGGACGCUUCAUGCAUUGCCAUUGAUAAAGUCGUGGGAGCAGGUGAGUUUGGAGAGGUGUGCAGUGGUCGUCUAAGGCUCCCCAGCAAAAAGGAGAUCUGUGUGGCCAUCAAGACUCUGAAAGGAGGUUAUACGGAUAAACAAAGGCGGGACUUCCUUGCUGAAGCAUCAAUAAUGGGGCAGUUUGAUCACCCAAACAUCAUCAGGUUGGAGGGUGUAGUGACUCGCAGUAAGCCUGUCAUGAUUGUCACAGAAUACAUGGAGAACGGAUCUCUUGACAGCUUUUUAAGAAAACAUGACGCCCAGUUCACAGGAAUUCAACUGGUUGGGAUGCUGCGGGGCAUCGCCUCAGGCAUGAAGUAUUUGUCAGACAUGGGUUACGUUCACCGAGACCUGGCUGCUCGGAACAUCCUCGUCAACAGCAAUCUGGUGUGCAAAGUGUCAGACUUUGGUUUGUCCCGUGUACUGGAGGACGACCCGGAGGGAGCCUACACCACCAGGGGAGGAAAGAUUCCUAUCCGGUGGACAGCCCCAGAGGCUAUCGCCUACAGGAAGUUUACAUCAGCCAGCGAUGCUUGGAGUUAUGGUAUUGUGCUCUGGGAGGUGAUGUCAUAUGGAGAACGACCAUACUGGGAAAUGUCAAAUCAGGAUGUAAUCAAAGCUGUAGAUGAGGGAUACCGCCUGCCUCCACCUAUGGACUGCCCUGCCACCCUCUACCAGCUGAUGUUGGAUUGCUGGCAAAAAGAGAGGAACAAUCGACCCAAGUUUGAACAGAUUGUCAGCAUUUUGGAUAAACUCAUUCGCAACCCUGGCAGCCUCAAAAUCACAGCCAACACAACAUCCAGGCCAGCCAAUUUAUUGUUGGACAGGAGCAGCUUAGAGGUUCCCUCUAUGGGGACGAUGGGGGACUGGAUGGAUCCGAUGAGAACCCUGCCCUGCAAAGAGGCCUUCUCAGGGGUCAGCUACAGCUCCUGUGACACAAUAGCCAAGACCUCCACAGAUAGAGUGGUUCUGACGGAGGUCCAUGUAACACCAGCCACAUGCCCAGAAUGGGAGCCAUCCAUGGGGAUCACCACCCUCUAACACCCACUUCUUUUCCAGCUGCCCAAGCUCUGGAUGGGAUCUGAAAAAGGUUGGCGUGACUAUUGUUGGACCACAGAAGAAGAUAGUGAGCAGCCUUAAAGCGCUAGAUUCCAACACGAAGAAUGGCCCGGUACCUGUUUAAAAAAAGAUAAAUAACAAUGCAAUGGAUGAAAAACUACAGAGAUCUGUGCUGACUCAGCAGAUGCAGGAACUGGACUCAGAGGGAAUGGACUAUGUUAAAUACUAUUUGUCUUUCAUUCGUUUGGUGAAAGACUGAGAAAAGGUGGAGUUCAAUGCAGAUCUGGCAGUUAGGCACAACCUUCUUCCUCCCUGCCCAAGUUGAGAUGCCUUACAGACUAAUAGAGGAGUCAAGCGAUGAGGAUCAGGUAAACAAACUUGGACCAUACAGGGAAACAGGGUGCGGAUUGAGACAAAGCUAGAGCUCUCCAUAAUUCUGGCUUAGCCACAGAAUGCCAGACCUGCAAUCUGUGGAGCGUGGUGGCGAAAUGGCCUAGAGGCUGCAUGAACACGAGCACGGUUAACCAGCAGCAGCUGACCUGGAUGUGGAACCUCCCUCACCCUUUUGGAUUGAUGGAAGUUGAGGUUGUGGAUUGCAAUGCAGCUGUAAAAACGGGGGAGCUGGACAAACCUAGAUUCUAACCGAGCCAUUGUACUUCUGUAGCUCGAACCUAAAGCAUUUUCAUUCAGUAAACAUGCCAUAUGAAAGCAAUAAUGAUGUAAUCCUUCAAGUAGAGUCAUCAUCUGGAAGCCAUUGGUCUGCCACUUGUGUAAUGUACUUAAAGGGUACAAACUUCAUAACACACUUCUCACACAGGAUUCAGUGACAUCUGGGUUCUCUGUGGGAAUGAACAUCUAUUGAAUUACGCAUCCCCACCCCUCACUUGAUGACCUUUGUGUAAAAUCUCAGGAUGUGUUCAUUCUUUUUUAUCCUUCAAUUUAAGGAAACUAUAGGUGAUGAACGAGCAAAGUCAGCUAUUGAGAGCAAAGAUCUGAAAGAAAAGAGAAGGAAGUGAAAUGAUGGCAAACAAAACUUGAAAAUUAAGCCAUCUCAGCUGUCAUUGGUGAGUGCUCCGCAGGUGUUUUUGAAAAAAAGGGGUUUGUUGCUGAGUUUCGCCUUUUGAGCAUAAGACGUUCGCACCACCACCUCUUCCCCACAGCAGGUAUUAUUUCAGAUCUCUGCAGCUGGUGGAGUUUGAUGGAGACCACUGGUUUGUAUUUGAAUCAAUACCUUUUGUGUCAAAGCUGUGUGGAUUCAUUUAUUUUCUUUAUUGAUUAAAGAAACUUGGUUGGAGAAAAAUUUCUGAGCUAAACUAGUUUCUAUCCAAUGAGCAAAAAAGAGGAAUGUUUCCCGUUGUUGGGUCAGAAAGUAAUGGGAUCACCAAGCUAGAAUUUUUUUUUUUUCAAUUUUAAUUUCUUUUUGUUUCUUUGCUUUAUGGUUAAACAACAAAGUAUGAAAACACCUUAAAGUGUUGCCACCAUUUAAAUAAACCAUCGUGACAAAAAUAAGGAAAAACGCUUUUUUCCUAUCAAAUUCACGUUUUCCUGAAGGCACCUGAACAUAUUUUGAACAAGGAAAAAUAAUAAAUAUUCUGUUUGGAUCAGAAAGUGCAAAACUUACCGAGUAUUUUUAAAAAUGCACUUCCCUUAUUUUCUGCUAUUGGACAAAAGAACAUUCACCUACAAGGAUUUUAUCGCCAUGCACUUAGUAUACAGUGUUGUAGCACUUUGAAUGGGAAUAGUAUUGCCUUGGCUGUAGACUAAGCUUGAGAUAUUGACAAAGCUGAUGGUGCUUUUGGGAAACUCAACUCAGUGAAUCCGUUCUCUCAACAUUUUUGUUCUUGGUCUUCCUGUGGAUGCUGCUGUUGCUGCUGUGCGUUCUAAUUAGCAUGUACAUAUUUGAAAUCAUCUUAUUGGAAGCAACCAGCACUAGAGAUCCCACUGUAUGCUAAUGGCCAUCCCUUUUUUUGUAUAAAAUGUCUGUAUGUAUAAAUGACUUAAUAAAAUUGUGCAACCGUUUUACUUAAAAAAGAAAAGAGACAAAAAUCAUUUGUAUUAUAUUUUAUCUCGUUUGGAUUUAUAUUUGACAGUUGUUUUCUCUUUUUUACAAUAAAAAAAGCAGUUAUGACGACAUUAUUUAUUUGUUAACAUUUACAGUGCAUUGUUGAUUUUUUUUUCUAGCAUAAGAUAAAUUAUGUGUCAGUAUGAAUUGUGUUCAAAUUAACAUACUUUAAAAAACACAAGACAUCUGAAAAAGCAAUACUGUAUGGACUUUAUCCAGAUCCCCUAAUUAUAUGUCUCAAGACUGAUCUGUGUGUCUGUUUGAGAGUUUAUGUUUGCAAAUGUAGAUGGCCUUGUCUACUAAUGUAAAAUGGUUUGUAGUGGAAACAUUUAUAUUUUUAUAAUAAAUAUUCACAAAAUAUUUUCCAACAGA
Messenger RNA from Oryzias latipes (Japanese medaka), 5529 nucleotides. Lineage: Eukaryota; Metazoa; Chordata; Actinopteri; Beloniformes; Adrianichthyidae. The record is from RefSeq and is a predicted model, not a curated record.